AUGCCUCUGGAGGGGAAGUCAGACAUGGAUCGCGUGGGCCUGUUUAAAGAGAUGGGCUAUAUUUCCAUAGGGGAUAAAUACACGCCUUAUGUUUAUCGUCCCUUUAAUGAAUCUGCAUAUAAGAAUAAACAAAUGUUGACAUCCGGACCAAAGAGGAAGUCUGCUUUACAGGCAGGUUAUUUUGACACGCAGUUCAAUAGAAUCUUUGAGAGGGAAGCCCUAACAGAUACAGUGAAACUUCAGAGGCAAUACAGGAUUCAACAGGCCAAGAAGAACUUAGGAAAAGCCUUCCUUCCCAGCAACGGAGAGAAGAAACCGUCCGGAGUAGGCGGUUACUAUGGGACGAUUGGAGGUCCUGUACAAGCUAUGAGUGUGCUGCAGAUCCCAAAGAAACCAUACAAAUCUCCUGGCAAGAACUUCUACACCAGUCCACCCAAAAAAGGGAGUGGCUACGGUUAUCCAAAUGUGACCUUGUCUAAAAUGGACUCCUAUGCCUCAGACCUCUAUGACCGAGCCAAAGAGAUGUCGCAGCGUGAGAUGGCGGCCCAUAAAUCCAUGCUGAAAGGAGGGCCUUUCCGUCUGAACCUCCGUCCAAAAGAGUGUUUUGAUAGCAAUCCUUACAAAUUUGACAAACCCUUACCACCUACAAAGAAAACAGAGGAGAAAAAACACUUUGUCGUGCCCUUCAAACCAAGCUCGCCCAGCAAAAAGAUCGGAGGGAUGAAAGCUGGGACUUUUAGCUCUUAUCCGGCCCACUCAGCGGACGCUUACUUUGGCCAGAAGCCCUUAACCACAAACAAAGAGGGAAAAGUGUUCCGUCCCUCACCCGGAACUAAAAGCACACCGGUCAAGAGCAUUCUCGGAGUUAACAUUAACAAGGCAAUUAAUUCCUCAAACUACAAUCAGAUUGCUUCGGUUAUGGCAUACUGA
Messenger RNA from Chanos chanos (milkfish), 930 nucleotides. RefSeq names its product cilia and flagella associated protein 96 (gene cfap96). The record is from RefSeq and is a predicted model, not a curated record. Gene Ontology annotation, cellular component: centrosome; cytoplasmic microtubule. The transcript is spliced from 7 exons. NCBI's taxonomy places the organism in Eukaryota, Metazoa, Chordata, Actinopteri, Gonorynchiformes, Chanidae. Bases 1 to 930 code for a protein of 309 amino acids.